Baudoinia panamericana UAMH 10762 is the source of this 1620-nucleotide messenger RNA. RefSeq lists its product as uncharacterized. Gene Ontology annotation, biological process: regulation of DNA-templated transcription. The transcript has a single exon. The record is from RefSeq and is a predicted model, not a curated record. Lineage: Eukaryota; Fungi; Ascomycota; Dothideomycetes; Mycosphaerellales; Teratosphaeriaceae. The coding region runs from base 80 to 1501 and encodes 473 amino acids. Gene Ontology annotation, cellular component: Rpd3L complex; nucleus; Rpd3L-Expanded complex.
CGCAUCUGAUCCUACCUUAUUGUCUUUCUUCGCCUUGCGAGCACUCAACCGAGCAAUUCAGAUCGAGCUCGUUCGCGCCAUGUCGUCGGAGGAGAAUGUCCCUUCACAGCAUGCUCCCCAAUUCCAUAUCUUGAGUUUCUUCCGUGACGAGGAUGACAAUUGCGCCUUGACCGCUGUCCAAAACAAUGUACGCUUUCACGUUAUCGCGGAGAUCGAGAAGCUUGAUCAUGCCAUCAUUGGAGGUGAAUACGUCGAACUCCUUGAGCAUCUGAAGCGACAGGAGGAUGGAGCAGAAGCGUCGAGCGUAACAACGGACAGCGGCGUAGAUGUCACUAAUGGCAAGCAAGAGUUCACGCAGACAGACGAAGAUGCGGAAACGGCGUUACAAAGCUGGAUGUUACAACCACUAGGCUCUAUCAUCGACGAAUAUGCUUCUGCUUCCGCAAACGAGGGACAGCAGACGUUGAAAAAGUGGUACACCGGACCCGUGUAUUAUUUCAAUCUGGAAGUUGAGAACGACAGUCUGCAAGCCAUAGAGCUUGAGCCGGACGACGAGCUGAAACAGCGUGUAGACGAGCUGCUGCCACAAAUCAGCAUCCCGAAAUACGUGCGCGACAUUGAUGUACCCAUUUUCUGCGCGGAGGAUCUUCUAGUCCUGGACUGCAGUCACUCGCCACCUCCCUAUCACCCUUCCCGUGUCCAGGUCAAUGGCACGGACGAGGUGUUCUUCCUCAAGCUUGUGGACAACAGCCAGCCGCAGCCUACUAAGCGGGAGCUGUCUUUGCUGAACCGUAUCGCGCAAAGGGGUCUUCACAAGCACAUUCGAUGUCCCAAGUUGGAAGGCUUAGUGAUCUGGGACAAUGACCACUCAAAGAUCAUGGGCUUCUUGCAGACAGACAUUCCCGAUCCGACACCGCUGACGUUAAAGCUGGACGCCACAGUACCGCAAGAACUUCGGGAUCGAUGGGCAGCCGAAUCAGAGCGUAUGAAGAAUGUACUCCACGAGCACAAUAUCGUCUGGGGUGAUGCCAAAGCAGACAACUUCAUGGUCGACAAGAACGACGACCUCUGGAUCAUCGACUUCGGCGGCUCGUAUACUGAGGGGUGGGUUGAUGCUGGUAUCAAGGAGACUGCGAAAGGAGACGACAUGGGUGUCGAGAAGAUUGCGAACGCGCUGCAUGACCCGGUCGCGAAUACGUGGGAUCCUGACACGGCGAAGAGCUUUGGUGGCAGCCAGCGGGCGAGUGAGCAGCUAAACUUCAAUAAGAAGCGGAAGGCAGAAGACAGCGAGGAGCAUCAAGCCAGAAAGCGUCAUCGCAGUGGCGAAGGAGCCGCAGAGGAGGAUGUAUACUGCGUCUGCGAGACGGUCGGAUCCGGUCGCAUGAUCGCUUGCGAUGAAGAGACUUGCGAGGGGGCUUGGUUCCACUUCGAGUGUGUUGGCUUGACGGCGCCACCUCCGGAAGAUCAGCCAUGGUACUGUCCAGAGUGUCGAAUAGCAUAAAUCGCGCGGACAGGUUCGAACUGCUUCAACUUCCGCAAGCUUUUCGCCUUUCCCGACGAUGGCCUUGCACACUGUCUCCAAGCGUCAGCGACCCCUACGAUGUAUAGCGAGCGCAAGUG